ACGGGCUCGACUCAGUAGCAGCUUGGAACGCGUCGCGGUUGGAGAACGGAGCAAUGGCCAUGGACGACUACGACGAUGACAUGAGCAGCGUGGGCGUGACCACGGCCCGGAUCGAGAGCCAGCACCAGCAGCAGGGUCACCACGGCGGACACCACCAGCAGGGCCAGAGCCAGUACAGCGCCGGGGCGGUGAAGGUGGGCGGGUGGCGCUACGAGGACGCCAGUCGCUACAUCGGCGAGUGGAACCAACGUGGCCAGAAGCACGGCAUCGGGCAUCUGCAGUUCGCCGACGGCACCCGCUACGAUGGCCAGUUCCAGGAGGGACUCAGCCAAGGAGUGGGCUGCCUGUGGUUCGCGGAUGGCGCAAAAUACGAAGGCGAAUUCCACCAGGGUUGGUUUCAUGGCCAUGGGAUCUUCUGGCGCGCUGACGGCAUGAAGUACGAGGGAGAGUUUCGCGGAGGCAAGAUCUGGGGCCUGGGAUUGCUGACAUUCCAGGACUUCACGCACGGCUUUCCCAGAAACGAGGGAUUCUUCCAAGACUGCCGCUUCAUGAGACGGCGUCGAUGUCCCGAGGUGGUGCAGCGGGCCCAGAAGUGUGCUCUUAUGGCCCGUUCCCAGUGCGAACAUCCCUACUGAACAGAUGAAUCAAAUACUUAAUGGGUGGAUCUUGAACACAAAAUAUUGAAACACUUCCGUUGACAUCUUCUCUACCACAAAUCUAUUACAACUGAAAGUUAUUUAAUCGGAAACCAAAAAAUAAUUAAAUAUUUUAGUACUUGGUACUUAAUACUUGCUUUCAAGCCUAUAGACAUUUCAUUUUAAAAGAGAGCCCUUUACGCAGUUGAAGUUUGGAAGUGGAAAAUGUCCAAGCGGUAAACCAGAAAACCCAUUGUUUAAUUUCUUUUUUAAUAAAAGUGUAAAAAAAUAAUAUAAAAUGGUUAUAUUAUCUCACUUAUUACCCUACAACCUUUAAGCCUAUGCCUUGUUUUAAACUAUCCAAAGUCGCAAGCCGCCUUAUAACUCUUUUUCAAACCUCAAUAAAAACAGCAAUAAAUGUAUGAAUGUAAGUCCUAGAA
Molecule: messenger RNA, 1075 nt
Organism: Drosophila ficusphila
Lineage: Eukaryota; Metazoa; Arthropoda; Insecta; Diptera; Drosophilidae
Gene: rtp
Product: MORN repeat-containing protein 4 homolog
Exons: 3
Coding region: 54-635 (193 amino acids)
Source: RefSeq, a predicted model, not a curated record